AGGAAAGGAAAACAUCAACAUUUAAUUAUAUAAAGUUACUAGCAGGCUAAACUCAAUAUCGUGAAGGAUUUUCAAACAGUUAACUUAUAUUUAAUUUUAGGUCAAAAUGAUGAUGAUGAAUCCAAAUCCGUUACCUGCUGUUCCAGCAGGCAUUCAGAGUACGGCGGGAGCAGUUCCAGUUAAAAAUGAAAAAGGUGAGCUGUCUAUGCAAAAAGUCAAAGUCCACCGGUAUGUAUCGGGAAAGAGGCCAGAGUAUGCUCCGGUUUCCAGCAGUGAAGAAGAGUCGGAAGAAGAAGAUUUUGUUGAGAAGAAAGCAAUUGCUGCAUCCUCAGGAGCCCCUGUUGCAAGGGAAGGGAGAGUGAGACCACCUAGUGAUGAUGAAGACCUGAUUGAUGAUCCGAGGCUUCGGCGCCUGAAGGGUAGAAGAGCCGAAGACAGCAGAGCUGAUAGUGAUGAUGAAUCCAAAAUUGAAAGACACAGACACAUUCACGAGCCAGAAGUUCUUGACGAUGACGAUGAUUCUGAUGAUGAAAGAGCUAGAAGAAGAAGAGGAAUAGAAAGCAGUGAAGAGGAGGAGGAAGAGGAUGACCUGAGUGAUGAGGAAAUAGAGAGAAGACGACAAAUGUUAAGACAAAAAGUUUUAGAGAGAAAAGAAGAACAAGAAAUGGAAAUUUUGGACAAAGAAGAAGAAGGUCACUCAGCAGAAGAGAGUGCUGAAGAGUCGUCAGAAUACGAAGAAUACUCAGACUCUGAAGAAGAGACAGGUCCAAGGCUUAAACCUGUGUUUGUACGAAAAAGAGACAGAGUUACAGUAAUUGAAAAAGAGAAAGAGAAAGAAAAACAGAGACUAGCAGAAGCUGAAGCAAAGAAAAUGGCUGAAGAAAGGAGACGAUAUACUCUGAAGAUGGUUGAAGAAGAAAUCCGCAAAGACACAGCCAAAACCAAAGGAAUGAAUGAUGAACCAGCCCUGAAUGAUGUCAACACAGAUGAUGAAAAUGAUGAAGUUCAGUACGACGCUUGGAAAGUUAGAGAACUGAAGAGAAUAAAGAGAGAUCGAGAAGAAAGAGAAGCCAUCGAACAGGAGCGGGUUGAGAUUGAGCGGUUGCGCAACAUGACCGAGGAGGACAGACGACAAGAGUUGCGCAACAAUCCCAAGGUUGUCACUAACAAAGCUACCAAGGGCAAGUACAAGUUCAUGCAGAAGUACUACCACCGUGGAGCCUUCUACAUGGACGCAGACUCAGAUUUAUACAAAAGAGAUUUCUCCUCUGCAACAUUGGAAGAUCAUUUUGACAAAACAAUUCUACCUAAAGUUAUGCAGGUUAAGAACUUUGGUCGCAGUGGCCGUACAAAAUACACACAUCUUGUGGACCAAGACACGACACAGUUUGACUCGCCGUGGGUGUCCGAGACAGCUCAGAACCUCAAGUUUCACAAUAACCAGGCAGCAGGAAUGAAACAAGUGUUUGACAAACCAAGUCUGAGCAAACGGAAAAUGAACGCGUAAUUUUGCAUUGUGUAUCUAUAUUUUGUACAAAGUAGAAAUAGUCAAAUUGAAAAUACAUUGUUGUAAAUUGACAGAAA
Messenger RNA from Macrosteles quadrilineatus (aster leafhopper), 1584 nucleotides. It is a transcript of the gene Mfap1, whose product is annotated as microfibrillar-associated protein 1. The transcript is spliced from 9 exons. The record is from RefSeq and is a predicted model, not a curated record. NCBI's taxonomy places the organism in Eukaryota, Metazoa, Arthropoda, Insecta, Hemiptera, Cicadellidae. Gene Ontology annotation, biological process: mRNA splicing, via spliceosome. Gene Ontology annotation, cellular component: U2-type spliceosomal complex. Gene Ontology annotation, molecular function: RNA binding. The coding region runs from base 107 to 1507 and encodes 466 amino acids.